AUGGUCAUAGUUGGCGUAAGAGGAGGAGGGAUCAGAGAACUAUUGCUGAAGCUCAUGAACGGCUUAAGUGCCGACCAUUCUUUCUCUCUCUUUCUCUUCCCCAACUUCUCCUCCAUCCAAAAAAAUUACAAAUCGGUUGUAACACUCGUAUCCGGCAACAAGGCUUCCUCUCCACCCACCGCCGCCGACCAAUCUUUCCCGAGCUACCUCACCACCGUCAACGUCUCCAACUUCGUGUCCUCCGAACUUUCCGGCGACAGACGCUCGAGCAACUACCCAUCCUGGAGACAGCAGUUUCUCUGCCUCCUUGAGGCCCAUGACCUGACCCGCUUCAUCGGUGGCACGAUUCCGUUGCUGAAUCCUCCUCCGGCGGUCCCCUUCCUUGCCGCUGACGAGGACGACAGCCCGGGUAAGUUUGAAAUUCCGGCUCCGCCCCUGAGGAGGAGGACGUCCGGAGGUCAUCUGAUGACAAUAAUGUGGCGUGGAGGACGAACCGAGUGGUCAAAGGGUGGAUUCUUGGGUCACUGGCCGACUCGGUGCUGCAGGCGGUGGCCCAUUUGGCCACCGCCAGAGGUGUGUGGGCCGAACUCGAGGAGAACAUCGGCGGGCCUGCCCCAACCACCGGCCCCACAGCUACAAGGCAUCGAGGACGAGUGGCAAUUGUCGCUUUACAGAGCCACGCUUAUGACCGACUGGGAGCGGGCCGAACAAAUCAUCAACCUGCACCCACAGGCCACCACGGCCCGGAUAGGCUUCACAUUGGAGACUUCCCUCCACAUAGCCGUGGGCACGGGCAAGGCCCUCGAUUUUGUCCGAAACCUGGUCUACAUAAUACCCUCUGACGAUUUAGGAGUGAAGGACGAGCUCGGCUACACUGCCCUCCACGUAGCGGCUCUGACCGGAAACACGGAUGCUGCCAGGAUCCUUGUGCGCAAGAAGCCCGAUUUGGUGCAUGUGCGCGAUAAUAUAGGUAGUUUCCCAGUCCACGUGGCGGCAUUGUCGGCUCAUCGCGAGACUCUUGUGUACUUGAUAUCUAUGUGUGAAUACGUGUUGAUGAACCCGUACCAUGGGGAAGAGGGCCUCAAGCUUCUGUGUUAUAUGAUUGAUGCUGAUAUUCUUGGUGGGUGUGUUUAUGGGUUGGUACUGUGA
Messenger RNA from Striga hermonthica, 1149 nucleotides. The record is from the annotation of a GenBank genome assembly. Lineage: Eukaryota; Viridiplantae; Streptophyta; Magnoliopsida; Lamiales; Orobanchaceae.